This is a messenger RNA of Neltuma alba, 2045 nucleotides long. RefSeq lists its product as uncharacterized. The record is from RefSeq and is a predicted model, not a curated record. The transcript is spliced from 5 exons. The coding region runs from base 113 to 1705 and encodes 530 amino acids. Gene Ontology annotation, molecular function: ATP binding. Lineage: Eukaryota; Viridiplantae; Streptophyta; Magnoliopsida; Fabales; Fabaceae.
AUGCGAUUAAAACCUCUGUUAAACCCUAAAUGCCGCUUCAUCAGUUAUAGCAGGAACUAGGGCUGGGCUGCCCCUCGAGCUUGACCGGAAUCGCUUUUCAUUGGUUAUCGGCAUGGCUUCGGAUUGGAUAGAGUCCACUGAAUUCAUAAAGUUAUCUCAUUCUUUCCCUCUGGUGGGUGAAAACUACGAUCUUAAGCUGAAACAAUCACUCCUAGACAUUCUAGCUGAAAUUCGCGGAGAAAGGCCGAAUUUUUCUCUUUAUGUUGAUAUAUUUUAUCAGUUACUGCAAUCUAAGGUUGACGCACCCUUUGAGGCGAUCUGGGUCUAUGCUGCGCUUACCUUUCGUAACCGUGAUUCUGCUGGAGGUGACGUCUUGGAUCAAAUAUCAGCUGCAAAAGAUUUGUUUCAGCUGUUAUCUGCAUGUUCGGCUUCGUCUGGUGCUUCAAAAUGCAUCGCACUGUUGGUUCCUGUUGUAUUUGAGGUAUACAGGGUGAUCCUGAAAUUAUUUGCGGGGGAUUUAAGUGUUAAGAGAGAUAAAAAAGCAAUGAGGGAGGCCAAGUCUUUAUUGGAUAAUGUUCUUGGGUAUAUAAGUGUUUGCUGUAGUAAGAACUCCGACGAGGAACGUGAUUUACUUUCCCCUAACUUGAUUAUCCCUUUUUCGGAUUUGGUUUGUGUUUGGCCAAGUGCAAAUGAGGACUGGGAAUCUUUCUUGCCCCUUCUGAGCAGUGAUGUUUGUCGUUGGAUUUGUACGAGAGUUUUAGACGUUGCCAGCUUGGCUGCCGCUGUUAUUAUUCAAGCGUUUUUGUUGAAAAUGUGCUUCAGCUUCCACUUGGCAAAGCCAACGGAUGAAUUAGAAAAGAAUUUCAAAAGUUGGGCCGUUAGCACAAUAUCUAGGUUUCAGAAUGCAUAUUUUUAUGAAAUCCUCAUGAGGACAACCCUGGGGACGCCUUUGCCUAUGAGCUCAAUAUUGAAACCUGAAGAUGAAGUUGUUCUGAGGAAAGUUCUGUUCGAUGCCAUUUUAUCAGUGGAAUACCCCUUCCUUUACCAAAAUGCCAGGCUCAUGCAGAGCCUAACCUUGACUAGAUUAAUUGUCACCCAUGUCGCCGUAGAGUAUUUUAGAGGCAAUGGGGAUGAGAAGAGAGCACUCUCUUAUGGAAAGGCCUUUUCAGCUUCCCAUGUGCCUUUGGAGAUAGUUAAAUGUGUUAAAAACCAGCACAAUUUGGAGGAUAAAGCAAGUAGAAUGAACGGAACCUCACACAGCGCUAUCUUGAAAUGGCUUUUGAGCCUAGAAGAUAAAGGUAUUGAAGUUUUUGAAGAUGAUUUUCUAAGAAGUCAUGCCAGGUUGGGUCUUGAUUCAUCCCAGGAAGGGCAUCUGGAAGCUAACUUGGAGGGCAAGAUAGCAAAUGAUGACCUUUUUUAUGUUGACAAAACAAGGGAGGAGGAAAAUACAAGCGAAGAGGAUGAGCAAAACAAAUUGGCAAGUGCUGCCUUUGCAGCGGCUGCGAAAACUAUGAAGGUAACUGAUAGUGGCAAGCGAAAACGAAAAGGUACAAGUACCGCAAGGAAGAUUAAAUCUGUCAAGUAUGAACUCCUUCCAGAUCCAAAGCCCGCAGUUAAUGCUGGGACAUCAGUUAGUAAGGAUAGUUCAGGUGGUGAGAGUGAGGUGGAGGAUCCAGUUGAUUCAGACUCCCAGGAUACGGAGUAACGAGUCUGUAUAAAUUGGUAAAGCCUUUAAUCAUGAUGGAUCUAUUUUGGAUGCUGUACUGGCUCUUAUUGUGUUUCCAUGCAGUGCAUAAGAGGAUAUCUGUCGAGGGCAUGCGAAAUUGCUCCCUGAUAAGCAAAAGGUAAUGUGAAAUUUCAGGGACUUGUGAGAAUCCGCAGUUCCCAUAUACGCCGCAGUUUAGAUGGUUGUAGUUGAUGCAUGCUGUAGGGAGUUUUGUUCUGGCGGACUUUUGGUCCCCAAGGGAGGAGUGGGAGAGGGAAAAGGGGGAAAAAAAAAUGAUGUAACGUUGAUGGUAUUAUUUUAAUUUUAUUUAAUAGUAUAU